Messenger RNA from Carassius auratus (goldfish), 1159 nucleotides. Its product is annotated as protein eyes shut homolog. NCBI's taxonomy places the organism in Eukaryota, Metazoa, Chordata, Actinopteri, Cypriniformes, Cyprinidae. The transcript is spliced from 8 exons. Bases 1 to 1131 code for a protein of 376 amino acids. The record is from RefSeq and is a predicted model, not a curated record.
AUGAACGAGGGUUUUAAAGACAUUGAUCUCGUAGCUGAUGUAUAUGCAUUGCCAUCUCGUGACAAUGACCGGCUCUGUAUCAUUGAAAUAGCUGUUGCUAAUGGAACUACUAAUCGGCAGCAGAAAUACAUGGAUCAGCCUGUGUCAGAGGUGCUGUUUGGCCCCACAUUCCUUGGUGGCGUUCCAUCCCUCUCAGAGCUGCACCACAACACUGGGAAUGUCUCUGGCUUCAUCGGCUGCAUACAUGAACUGCAGAUGGGCUCCAAAGAGUUGUAUGUGGUAGGGGAAGCAAUCAGAGGCCAAAAUAUUCAGAAUUGUCAUGGUACAGUCUGCCAGCACCAACCCUGUCGUAAUGGAGGAACCUGUAUCAGUGAUGCGGAGACCUGGUUCUGCGUGUGUCCUUCUCUUUACUCCGGUAAGCUGUGCCAGUUCACCGCCUGCGAGCAAAACCCGUGUGCGCUCGGCGCCACCUGCGUUCCCCAGACGCGGCUCGAAGCAGUGUGUCUUUGCCCCUAUGGAAGGCAGGGUCUCCUCUGCGAUGAGGCUGUCAACAUCACUCGUCCCAGGUUUAGUGGACUUGACGAAUUUGGAUACUCAUCCUAUGUGGCUUAUCCUUCUAUUCCCAGUAUGGGUCAUUUUUAUGAAUUCCACCUGAAGCUCACCUUUGCCAAUAAUGCCUCCGCUUUGAGAAACAACCUCAUUCUCUUUUCUGGGCAAAAGGGACAAGGCAUCAGUGGUGACGACUUCUUGGCAUUGGGGGUGCGGAACGGCAGGAUUGUUCAUAAGUAUAAUCUCGGUUCGGGUUUGGCAACAAUUAUCAGCGAGCGCCUGAAUCCGAGGAUCAACAUUCACACAGUGCACUUCGGAAGAAAUCUGAAAAACGGAUGGCUGAAGGUUGAUGGGCAGAAGAGGAGGAUGGGUACAUCCCCUGGUCCACUGGUGGGCUUGAACACCUUUAGUCAACUUUAUGUAGGUGGAUAUGAAGAAUACACACCUGAGCUAUUGCCUGCGGGCUCUCGAUUCCAGAACAGCUUUCAAGGCUGCAUUUUCGAUUUGCUGUUUCGGAUGAGACGAGAUGGGAAAGUUUCUUCCUCCAGGAGGGUCAGAGGGCAGGCCAGUGUCAGGACGUAAUGUGGGCCAGUGUGGUGUUAAUCUGUGC